AUGCCGGAAUUUUAUCGAGGAUACCGAUUGGUUCCGAAACCGAUUGAUUCGGGUGGAUUGGAAGAAGGUGAAGGAGAAGCAGAAGGAAGAAGGUGGAGCAAGGAAGAAGGUGGGUCUGUUGUAGGUGCAGAGGUGGGUUGGGACAAAGAGAUGUGGGUUGGAGAAAGGAAGAAGCUCCACCAUGUCCACGCGCACGACACCACCACCCCUGCCGUCUCCGUCAAACCGUACCCAUGGCUCACCACGAAUCCCAGCGACUCAAUCCGAGACAGAACCGCCACGGGCAGCGGAGCUCCGGAGGUCAUGAUCUGCUUUCGGCUCGGCUUGGACAAUUUGCAUAAUAGACUAAUCAUCGAUACUAAUAAACUGGUCGAUACAGUGGAUCGGAAACAUGGGAAGAGGCCACUUCCUUCGAAUGAAUCGGAGAAGAAAGAGGAGGAGGUGGAGUAUCAUCGAAAUAUCUUCCCGGUUUACUCAAGUAGAUCUCAACAAGAUAAUUCUGCCAUGGUAUCAGCUCUAUCUCAGGUGAUUGCAAACGCUCAUGAACAAAACCCGCUUCAACUUGAUCAUCAAGUUCAUGAUAUCCCACUAAUAAUUUCAGCAGAUAAUCAUGUUGAGCAAUCUAAACCUGCAGUAGUUUUUCAAGCUCAAGGGAAUAUGAGACAACACUAUAGGGGAGUGAGGCGGAGGCCAUGGGGGAAGUGGGCAGCCGAGAUUCGUGAUCCGCAGAAGGCAGCUCGAGUGUGGCUCGGGACUUUCGAAUCAGCAGAGGCUGCAGCACUUGCUUACGAUGAAGCAGCUCUCAGGUUCAAAGGAAGCAAGGCUAAGCUUAACUUCCCCGAAAGAGUUCAAGGGAUCAGCCCUAGUACUUCUAGUGGUCGCUACCUUGCAAUAAGUAGUAUCGAUCAUGAUCAGCGAGUAGACAAUUCAGCUCCUCCAGCUGCGCCGAUUUCUCAACUAACAACCUAUAGUAUUCCAAAUGAUAUUAAUUUUGAUUAUGAUGCACAACAUCUUGGGAGUAGUACUGCAAGUAACAGAAAUGUUGAUUUUGGUGUAUCAUCAUCUCAAAACUACGGACAAGAUAGAAUUAUGCCGGAGAUUAAUGUACCAACGACUUCUUCUUCUACAUCCUCGGGCUCUUCCAUGCCAUCUCAUCAUCAAGAAGUACGACUACAGCAGCAAGAAGAUCAGCAGCAACUCUUAAGGCUUCCGAUGAUGCCCUUUGGCGGUUCAUCUUCGAGCUCAUCAGAUCCUCCUGCUAAGUACAGGAGAGACUCCUCUGGGAGGGGUGACUAUAGAAGAUGAUAGUGAAUAUGCACCAUGAUACUAUAUAAGGAUCAAGGAUUGUAAAACUAUAUCAUAAAUGAGUACGAGUAUCUGUUUCUUUA
Molecule: messenger RNA, 1388 nt
Organism: Rosa chinensis
Lineage: Eukaryota; Viridiplantae; Streptophyta; Magnoliopsida; Rosales; Rosaceae
Product: ethylene-responsive transcription factor ERF114
Exons: 5
Coding region: 1-1305 (434 amino acids)
Biological process (GO): regulation of DNA-templated transcription; ethylene-activated signaling pathway
Molecular function (GO): DNA-binding transcription factor activity; DNA binding
Source: RefSeq, a predicted model, not a curated record